Messenger RNA from Triticum aestivum (bread wheat), 3270 nucleotides. RefSeq names its product probable glycosyltransferase 5. Gene Ontology annotation, biological process: xyloglucan biosynthetic process. NCBI's taxonomy places the organism in Eukaryota, Viridiplantae, Streptophyta, Magnoliopsida, Poales, Poaceae. Bases 94 to 1479 code for a protein of 461 amino acids. The transcript has a single exon. Gene Ontology annotation, molecular function: UDP-xylosyltransferase activity; xyloglucan 6-xylosyltransferase activity; hexosyltransferase activity. Gene Ontology annotation, cellular component: membrane; endosome; trans-Golgi network. The record is from RefSeq and is a predicted model, not a curated record.
CUUACUUGGUUCGUAGUGGGAAGUGGGAACAAGAGCGUGCCAUGCACAACUCGAGCUCGACUCCCCUCUCCCGUUGACGUUUGCCAGAGCCAGAUGAUGGUUAAACCAUCGCCGAUGGAAGGUGCUUGCAACGCGCGGCGCCGGACAGCUUCUCUAGCUACCGAUAGCAUGGCAACGGUGGCUGAGCAGCACGACGGCAAGCCGGCCAACGGCCUGCGCUGGCGGGCGCAUUACGGCUGCCCGGCAGCGGGAAGCACCACCAUCCCCCUCGUCUUCCUUCUCUUGCUCACCGGCGCGCUGUUCCUCAUCCUCGGCCCGACCGGCUCCGUCCUCAACCUCCCCAGCCUCCGCGUCGUGUUCAGCAACCCCAUCCACAUUGCCGCCGCAGCGCCGCCAGCGCCGCCGCCCGUAGCCGCCAACGUGAGCGACGAGGACAUCGGCCUCCCGCCGCCCCGGCAGCUCACGGACCCGCCCUACUCGCUGGGUCGCACCAUCCUGGACUACGACGCGCGGCGGUCCGCGUGGCUCGCCGCGCACCCGGAGUUCCCGGCGCGGGUACCGCCCGCGGGCCGGCCGCGGGUGCUGGUGGUGACCGGCUCCGCGCCGGCCCGGUGCCCCGACCCGGACGGCGACCACCUGCUGCUGCGCGCGUUCAAGAACAAGGCGGACUACUGCCGCGUCCACGGCCUGGAGGUGUACUACAACACGGCGUUCCUGGACGCGGAGAUGACCGGGUUCUGGGCGAAGCUGCCUCUGCUGCGGUCGCUGAUGAUGGCGCACCCGGAGGUGGAGCUCCUGUGGUGGGUGGACUCGGACGCGGUGUUCACGGACAUGCGGUUCGAGCUGCCGUGGGAGCGCUACGCGGCGCACAACCUGGUGCUCCACGGCUGGGAGGCCAAGGUGUACGAGGAGAAGAGCUGGGUGGGCGUCAACACCGGCAGUAUCCUCAUCCGCAACUGCCAGUGGUCGCUCGACCUCCUCCACGCGAUGGCCCCCAUGGGGCCCCGCGGCCCCGUGCGCGACAGGUACGGCGAGCUCUUCGCCAGGGAGCUCUCCGGCCGCCCGCCGUUCGAGGCCGACGACCAGUCGGCGCUCAUCUACCUGCUCGUCACGCAGCGGGAGAGGUGGGGGGACAAGGUCUUCUUCGAGAACUCGUACGAGCUCAACGGCUUCUGGGAGCUCAUCGUGGACAGGUACGAGGAGCUGCGGCGGACGGGCGCCUGGCCGCUCGUGACGCACUUCGUCGGGUGCAAGCCCUGCCGGCGGUACGCCGACAGCUAUCCGGCGGACCGGUGCCGCCUCGGGAUGGAGCGCGCCUUCAACUUCGCCGACGACCAGAUACUGAGGUUGUACGGGUUCGGCCACGAGUCGCUCAACGGCACCGCCGUGCAGCGCGUCAGGAAUGAGACCGGCGGGCCGCUGGACGCGGAGGACGAGGAGCUCGGUCGGCUGUUGCACCCCACGUUCAGGGCAACGUAGACGACGACUUGGCCUGGAAUCGACUCUUGUUUUGUCGUGGCUGGCUUCUUCUUUUUCCAUGGGAAAACGUUUAUUUUCUACCGACUGAUUUCUCUCGCUUGUAAGCCGCCUCUGCUUCCUGACACGUGUCCCCGUGGGCCUGGCCUGCCCACCGCUCGUUUCUCACCUUAUCUCUUCUGAUUCACCUGGACCAAGCCAUCUUCUCCGCGCCUGCUUGCUAGCUCCACUAGUCUCCAUGGCCGAAUCUCGCGCUACAGAGCAGAUUCACGCGCGCCACUUUCCUGCUCCUCCUUCACCCUUCCCCUCCUAGUCGCUGCCCUCGGUCAUCACCGCUGACCAAUAGCCACCGCUUCAUAAUGGGACACGGGGGCUGUGCUGUGACCCGGUGACGUGAGACGCUGCGAGCUGCUCCACGACGACGACCGGCGACGCGCCGGGGGGCCGGGCCUCAUGCCGGAGGUGGGCUGCGAUCCCUCCAACCACCGUGUGUCCUGGUGCCACUAUUGCUGCAAGAUGGCCGGCGUUGGGGGAAGAUUUGGACGCCGAGACGCUGCAUCACGACACAACAUCCAUGGCGGAGAUUGGGGGCAAGGUUGGCGACGGCGCUGGAACGCAGCAUCCGUGGCUCUGCUCGCUGGCGACGGUGCUACAACGCAACAUCACAUCGCCUGAGUGUGCAGCCGGCCGGACCCGGGGGUCGUGGCGGUGUCGCAAUAGGGGGCUGACGACGCUCUGUCCAUGCUUCAAGCGAGCGACGCGGUGGCUCGCCGGUUUUUUCCAGCAACUCCCGUGCUGCCACCCGGGGCUGCGUGGUGCUCCAAUGGAGCAUCGCCGGGGACCCGUCGGUGCUGCAACGAAACAUCGCCGGGAACCGUCGUACUGCGUUGGAGCUACGUCAGGCUGCAAUGGAGCUUCGUCAGAGUUGCAAUAGAGCCACGGGUGUUGUUGGAGCUCUGAUGAGGUUGCAAUGAAGCAUCGUCGGGUGCCGCCGGAUCUGCAGUGAAGCGUCGCGGGGCCGUUGGAGCUCCGGGAAGGUUGCAAUGGAGCUUCGCCGGAGCUUCAAUGGAGCGUGCCGAGGGCUGCAAUGGAGCACCGCCGGGGUCGUUGGAGCUCUGUCGUCGCUGCAAUGGAGCGUGUCGGGGCUGCAAUGGAGCACCGCCGGGGUCGUUGGAGCUCGCCGACGCUGCAAUGGAGCUUCACCGGAGCUGCAAUGGAGCGCUGCCGGAGUCGUUGGAGCUCUGUCGCGGCUGCAAUGGAGCUUCACCGGAACCGCAAUGGAGCGCCACCUAGGGCUCGAGUUUUUUUCGCGCUGCGGUGAUCGUCUGAGGCUUGCCGUCGGUUUGCAACUGACCAGCUACUUCAACGAAACAACUCCGUUUGCGGCACCUGCUGUUUUGCAGCAUCGCCGUCGGGCGCUCGAGCUGACAGGGGGUGCCAUGGCGCUGCGAACUGGGGCUGCUGCUUUUUCUCUCCGACGCGAAGUGUACGCUGUUUGCAGCCGCCAAAAGAAACGCGAAGGGAAAAGCUGAGUGGGCUGACUCGAUGGAUCCCACGGCUGAUGUCGCUUCCUGAUGGCCCGAUCGAGUGGCUAACGAGGCGGCUUAAGUUUGGCUCUUAUCAGCCGGCUUACGCCUAGCAUCCGCCAAACAUGUUGCUUUCAGUCUGAUGUUUAGUUUAUUAUAGAGAACUCAAGAGUAGGACUCGAGUCCAGGGAUUUUGCCUUCUCGUUAUCGAUGAUUUACUCGGUCUGCUAUACAAAUCCAGUGAUCUGGUAGGGCAUUUCCUUUACCA